Messenger RNA from Punica granatum (pomegranate), 1588 nucleotides. The record is from RefSeq and is a predicted model, not a curated record. Lineage: Eukaryota; Viridiplantae; Streptophyta; Magnoliopsida; Myrtales; Lythraceae.
CUCAUUUCUUCUUCUCCUUCGGUCACUUUGGUUUUCGCCAUUCUUCAACCUCGCGAGGAACCUCUGCUCCAUCUCUCCCUCAACCAGAAAAUGGAAGCUCGACCUCAGCCAGAGGAAGCACGAGAAGAAGAAGAAGAAGAAGAAGAAGACGAAGGGAAGCAGCAAAAAGAAGGGAAGCAGAAAAUGGAAGAAGCUAUGCCUCAGCAGGAAACGCAAGAACUAGUGAAGGGGAAAGAGCACAUGGAAGAAGAAGAAGAAGAAGAAGAAGAAGAUGUGAAGCACACUAUUUCUGCUACUACUGCAGCAUCUCCACCUCCCACUGUGGCCUCUCCUCCGCCUUCUUCCUCUUCCAACCACCUGCCCAACAUCCACAACGACGACGAUGACAGCGACUCCCCGCCCCACCCAAUUGACUCCCCAACGAGCUCCUCCCUCUCCUCUGGUCACAGCUCCAUCAGCCGCCUGUCCCUGUCCUCCCCCACAAGAGAUCGAGCCCUGGUUGCUAUCACGCCGGCCGAGAGGGCCCCCAGCAAGCCCCCCUCACCCUCACCCUCACCCUCCCCCUCCUCCUCUCCUCCUGCGCCAGCGGUGCCGCCGGUGGUGGUGUCGGUUAAGCGGUCGGUGAGGGAUGGCCCUCCACCGGCUGCGGCGGUGUUGGAGAAGGUGGAUCAGGUGGCGGGGGACGGGCCUGCAGUGAGGCAGUGGGGUGAGGAGCCCCCUACCACCAACGUGGCUGGUGAAGUCGGAGGUGGAGGCGGAGGAGCAGUUGGAGGAGGAGGGGGGAGGAGGCCGAGGCCGGACCUGUCGAUACUGAGGAGGGUGAGGCGGGAAAGCAUGGUGAGGAGGGUGCAGCUAGUGGCUCGGGUCUGCGGAUGUCUGUUCUGCUUGGUGGCGUUCUCGGUGAUGGCGGCCGAUAAGGACCAGGGCUGGGCCGUCGAUUCCUUCUACCGAUACAAAGAAUUCAGGUUCUGUUUGGCGGUGAAUGCCAUUGGCUUUGUGUAUUCGGGACUGCAAGCGUAUGACUUGGCCUACUUCUCGGCCACGGGAAAGCACCUCACUCAGAAUCGCCUCAGGCCCUACUUGGACUUCUCUCUUGAUCAGGUACUGAGUUACCUUCUGAUAUCGGCGACAUCAUCUGCUGCAACCCGAGUCGAAAACUGGCAGAUGAAUUGGGGCAAAGACAAGUUCCCUCAGAUGGCCACUGCCUCCGUGGCUUUCACUGUUCUCGCGUUCCUCUCCUUUGCCCUCAGUUCGGUUAUCUCCUUCUACUCGCUCUGUACACUAAGGGGCUCAUAGUUCAAAUCAUCGACAGGAUCUUUUGAGUCUGCAUAUACGUGAAGUCAUGCACAAGGUUGUAGUCAUAUCAUAGUUCGGAAACGCUAAAGUCGAAGAUGAUGGUUUCUAAUUUGUUUAGCUUUUUACAUGUUUACGCAUGGUCGGGUCAAAUGUCCCAUGGUGAUUUUAUAUAAACCAUUGGAAUCAUACAACCAACAAAAGCGUUUUUGAGGGCGCUCAUUGUUCGUAAUCUGACUUCCAACUACGAAUCUGUAUCCACCACUUGAAUAUGAAUUUAUCGGAAGUUGAACUA